Molecule: messenger RNA, 558 nt
Organism: Durusdinium trenchii
Lineage: Eukaryota; Dinophyceae; Suessiales; Symbiodiniaceae
Source: the annotation of a GenBank genome assembly
AUGCUUUCAGUCUAUGGUCAAAAAGAACACCUCAGGGCCUUGUAUGGAUUGCUUUGGCGAUGUUUCAUUUUAGGUUCCGAGAUGUGCAAAGGCUUCACAGAGUGCUGCCUGGUCGGGGUCAAACAGUACAUUCGGCCAUAUGUUCAAACUGUUGUCGUUGCUUCGGUAUUUUGUCAAGUGUGUAAAGCAGAAAGCAAAUUGGAAGAACCUUCAAGGGCAUGCCUGUACCUCCCACACGCGUGGAAGAUGUACUUGCUGAAGUCCACCAGUCUUGUUGGCUCUACUGGAGGGUGUGUUCAGCAUCUCCGGUUUCGGAAGCCUUAUGCAGUGCGCUUUUCACAUCUUAGCCAAGUGCGAGUUCACUUUGACAUUCUUACUGAGACCGCCCUUCUUCAGUGCAAAUUGAGGGGAUCCAGGAUCCCGACGAUCUCGACACAGAAGUUUGAAAACAUACUGCAUUUAAACAAGCACGGGGAAUCUGAACACACACACACACACACUCUCGAGCGCGAGCGAGCGUCUUCUUUAAAUUCGCGCUCGCUUUCAUGUGUUGCAUGA